AUGGGUGAGGUGGUUAGCUUUGGUGGGGACUUGCGCUGGGACAGUGAGCCAUCUGAGUAUACGAUCCAGGUGGUUGGGUCCACCGUCUCAACCCACUGGAGGAAGGCCUUGGCCGAGAGGGUAGAGUCUGUAUGCGAAGGUGAGAGUGAGGGUGAGGGCACGAUGACCCUCGAUGUCAAGCAGCAAGAUGCUGCGAAUGUCGUCUGGGCAGCCGAGGCUGCAGAAGUCGGUUGUACGGGAAGUCGAGGGGCACAGAGGCCAGAAUGUCGCAGGCUCGCGAAGCCGAAAUGUCGAGGUAAGAAGAAGUCGCAGAUAAAGACAAAUGAAAUGGUGCCCGGAGGCGAUGUCAAGAGCUCGCGAAGCUCAGUGCCGUUAAAGACACUUGUCACGAAGAAAGGUCAACUCUCCGAAUCCCUUUCUUCUGGCAGCUGUUAG
Fusarium odoratissimum NRRL 54006 is the source of this 435-nucleotide messenger RNA. RefSeq lists its product as uncharacterized. Bases 1 to 435 code for a protein of 144 amino acids. The record is from RefSeq and is a predicted model, not a curated record. The transcript is spliced from 3 exons. Lineage: Eukaryota; Fungi; Ascomycota; Sordariomycetes; Hypocreales; Nectriaceae.